Meira miltonrushii is the source of this 591-nucleotide messenger RNA. RefSeq lists its product as uncharacterized. Lineage: Eukaryota; Fungi; Basidiomycota; Exobasidiomycetes; Exobasidiales; Brachybasidiaceae. The record is from RefSeq and is a predicted model, not a curated record. The transcript has a single exon. Bases 1 to 591 code for a protein of 196 amino acids.
AUGAUCGCAAAUGCAGCCUUUGUGAUGGCGUUGAUUUUCAUGAACGCAUGUGCUCUCACCUACUACCCAUCUGCAAAUGCUCUUCCCAUCAAAUCUGGCCCGUACGGAGGCAAUGAACAUCCAUUUAAACGUGAUCAAGCUGAUGAUGAUAGUUCAAUGUCUUUAUACACUCGCUCGCCAUUGCCAAAUCCAAAUGAUGCGUUUCAUACCGUUUCAGUCAACAGUCUUGAAGUGAUGGGUGCAACCCCAGACAUGUUGUUACCAAAACAUGCAAAUCCAAAAAAGGGGAAAAUGAGCGUAUUCUUGAAACGUUCAAACGAUGAUCUGGAAAACGAUUCUGAUUUCCAAAAGCGUUUUUAUGCGUUGGAUGAAGUAAGAUUGCGCCAAGGCAAAAUUACCAAAGAAGAAGCCAAGAAACAUGUAGAACAACAAAUGGCAUGGGGUGAACAUACAGCCAAUGCAUCUAAAGAAAAGCCAUUCAAGAAACGUUUCUUUGCGGGACAACAAUUAGCUGUUUUGCACGGUACCAUGACGCCCAGUGAAGCAAGUGAAAGUGUACAAAAACAGCUUAACCUUUUCAAGCAUCACUGA